GGCGGCCGCGGAGGAAGCGGGCUGAGCUGCCGCGGCCGGCCUGAAUCCGACGCUCCUCCGUUUCCCGCGGAGUUCCUUGAUCCUUGGCUCGUUCCGUCCCGCCCCAAGGUUCGCUGUAUCCUUGGCCCUCUAACCUCUUUCCCGGCUCCCGAAGCUCUCGACCUCGACGUCUGCAGAACGAAAUGGUCACAGCCAUGAAUGUGUCAGAGGAAACAGGGCAGGUGUUACAGCCCUACAACUUUGAGCUGUUCCAGGACAUGAGGCCCUUUUUGGAGGAGUACUGGGCAGCCUCAUUCCUCGUAGUUCUGAUCUACCUGCUGCUCAUCUUUGUGGGGCAGAACUACAUGAAGGCACGGAAGGGCUUCAGCCUGCGGGGGCCUCUCAUCCUUUGGUCCUUCUGCCUUGCAGUCUUCAGGUAAGACACUC
Molecule: messenger RNA, 426 nt
Organism: Equus caballus (horse)
Lineage: Eukaryota; Metazoa; Chordata; Mammalia; Perissodactyla; Equidae
Product: very long chain fatty acid elongase 3-like
Biological process (GO): fatty acid elongation, monounsaturated fatty acid; very long-chain fatty acid biosynthetic process; fatty acid elongation, polyunsaturated fatty acid
Cellular component (GO): endoplasmic reticulum; endoplasmic reticulum membrane
Molecular function (GO): fatty acid elongase activity
Source: RefSeq, a predicted model, not a curated record